CCGGCAUCUUCAUCUCAUCUCAUUUUGUCCAUUGGAAGCUUCUCUCUUGAUCAAACAUAGACACAAUUCAAAACACAAAACACACUCAUCAUGAAUACUUUUCGUUUUGCGAGGCCCGCAGUCGCCAAAGUGCCUUUCCAGCGGUCCACGCUGCCUCGAAUUGCACGGGCCUAUAGCUCCAAGUCUUAUGAAUAUAUCUUGACUUCAACCCCGAAGCCUGGCGUUGGACAAGUGACUUUGAACCGACCAAAGGCACUCAAUGCACUCUGCACCCCUCUUAUCAAGGAGCUCAACGAAGCUCUCAACGACUUCAACGCCUCCGAUGAGACCUCGGUUAUCAUUCUUACCGGCUCACAAAAGGCCUUUGCCGCCGGAGCCGAUAUCAAGGAGAUGGCCCCUCUCACAUUUUCAGAGGCUUACACCAAGGCAUUCAUCGAGUCCUGGUCCCUGCUGACCACUCAGGUGAAGAAGCCCAUCAUCGCUGCCGUCUCUGGCCAUGCACUUGGCGGUGGCUGCGAGCUUGCCAUGAUGUGUGAUCUCCUUUACUGCACCGAGACCGCCAACUUUGGCCAGCCCGAAGUCAAGCUGGGAACCAUUCCCGGCGCCGGUGGUAGCCAGCGACUCACUCACGCCAUUGGCAAGUCCAAGGCCAUGGAGCUGAUCCUGACGGGCAAGUCCUUCAGCGGUGCUGAGGCUGAGAAAUGGGGCCUUGCUGCUAGAACCUUCCCCACAUACGAGGCCCUGAUGGAGGAGACACUGAAGCUCGCUGAGACUAUUGCUGGAUACUCAAAGGUUGCUGUCCAAGCCUGCAAGGAGGUUGUCAACAAGAGCCAGGACCUUGGCCUGCGUGACGGAGUUGAGUUUGAGAGACGUGUUUUCCACAGCCUGUUUGGCAGCCAAGACCAGAAGAUUGGCAUGAAGGCUUUUGCCGAAAAGAAGAAGCCCGAGUGGACUCAUUCCUAAGCGGUUGGAUAGCCAAUGUGGAGGACAGUAAAGAUAUAUCACUGGGAUGAUACAAGCAUGUACGCUGAAAGGGCACAGACAAGAUAAAAAUGAUAGAAACAUUGAUUACUACAAAACCUGGAUGACUAUUUAUUUAUGCAGCCUAAAUAUGCGCUGUAUUCAUUUCUCGGGACUCUGUUUACUUCCUCCAAUUCUCGUGAUGUCGUCACAUUCCAGCGUUUCCUUCUCAAUUCCUUCUGUCGCCUGGCUGAGUAACGUCGCCGCCACAUCGUGUAAAGAAACGAUGGGGAGGCUGAUGACGCUAGUGAGGACAUUGUGGAAGGUGUUGGUGACAAUAUUUCCCUGCUGAGGAUCGCGAAUGAGGCCUGGCUUGACUAUGUAAGCUUCAAUAGCAUUGUUGGAAUUCUUAGCAAAGUCUAAGACGCGAGUUUCCACCU
Messenger RNA from Trichoderma harzianum CBS 226.95, 1400 nucleotides. RefSeq lists its product as hypothetical. The transcript is spliced from 2 exons. NCBI's taxonomy places the organism in Eukaryota, Fungi, Ascomycota, Sordariomycetes, Hypocreales, Hypocreaceae. Gene Ontology annotation, cellular component: mitochondrion. The record is from RefSeq and is a predicted model, not a curated record. The coding region runs from base 91 to 963 and encodes 290 amino acids. Gene Ontology annotation, molecular function: enoyl-CoA hydratase activity. Gene Ontology annotation, biological process: fatty acid beta-oxidation.